CUUCGAGCAUCCUCCCGCCAGCCGCUAGGUGUUUGGGUUCGCAGGCCUGUGCGUGGGCACUUUGUUAUUUUUUUAAUUGUUAUUAUUGAGGAGUCUGAAAUAGAUGGAAGGAGUAAAAUUAAGAGAAAAAAGAAGGGAUAAAACAAAAGUAAAGUUUUGGGGUGAAAUUCCCGCUCCAGGAACGACCUUUUCUCCCCAGCUGCAAAACGGACGGGGGCGAGAGGGGACUACAUGUCCCUGCAUGCCCUGCGGCUUUUGAACUACAAGUCCCAGCAUGCCACACUCUAUCAUUUACUGCAAUCCCCCGUAGGCAGUGGGUCCAAAGUACCGGUCAAAAUGGAAGUGAAUCCCCCCAAACAGGAGCACCUGCUGGCCCUGAAAGUGAUGCGGUUGACUAAGCCUACUUUAUUCACCAAUAUUCCAGUAACAUGUGAAGAGAAAGACUUGCCUGGAGACCUCUUUAACCAGCUCAUGAGAGAUGAUCCUUCAACUGUAAAUGGUGCAGAGAUUUUAAUGUUGGGAGAAAUGUUGACUUUACCACAGAAUUUUGGGAAUAUAUUUUUGGGAGAGACCUUUUCCAGUUAUAUCAGCGUUCAUAAUGAUAGCAAUCAAGUUGUAAAAGAUAUAUUGGUUAAAGCUGAUCUUCAGACAAGUUCUCAGCGUUUAAAUCUCUCAGCCUCCAAUGCUGCAGUGGCUGAACUUAAACCCGAUUGUUGUAUAGAUGAUGUCAUACACCAUGAAGUAAAGGAGAUUGGAACACACAUCUUGGUGUGUGCAGUGAGUUAUACAACUCAGGGUGGAGAAAAAAUGUAUUUUAGAAAAUUCUUCAAAUUUCAGGUUCUCAAACCAUUGGAUGUGAAAACCAAAUUUUACAAUGCAGAGAGUGACCUCAGUUCUGUGACUGAUGAAGUAUUUCUUGAAGCCCAGAUUCAGAACAUUACAACCUCACCCAUGUUUAUGGAGAAAGUUUCAUUGGAGCCAUCUAUAAUGUACAAUGUAGCAGAAUUAAAUUCAGUCAACCAAGCUGGAGAAUGUGUAACUACAUUUGGGUCAAGAGCAUAUCUGCAGCCAAUGGAUACACGCCAGUACUUGUACUGCCUAAAACCCAAGAAGGAGUUUGCAGAAAAAGCAGGCAUCAUUAAGGGAGUAACGGUAAUUGGAAAGUUGGAUAUAGUAUGGAAAACAAAUCUAGGUGAAAGGGGAAGAUUACAGACCAGCCAACUUCAAAGAAUGGCUCCAGGUUAUGGAGAUGUUAGGUUGUCUUUGGAGGCAAUCCCAGAUACUGUAAACCUAGAAGAACCUUUUCAUAUUACUUGUAAAAUAACAAACUGCAGCAGUGAAAGGACGAUGGAUCUCGUUUUGGAAAUGUGCAAUACCAGUUCUAUCCACUGGUGUGGCAUUUCAGGAAGACAGCUUGGAAAGCUCCAUCCAAGUUCCUCUCUCUGCCUUGCCCUCACUCUACUGUCUUCAGUACAGGGGCUGCAAAGUGUCUCCGGCUUAAGACUAACAGACACGUUCUUAAAGAGAACAUAUGAAUAUGAUGACAUCGCACAAGUCUGCGUGGUAUCUUCGGCCAUUAAAGUGGAAAGCUGAAGAAAAUUUCCAAUGUUACGCUUGUCAUUGAGUUUCCCAGAACUUUCUGUAUUUUUGUCACUUUUGUAAAAUGAUCGAGUCAACAGUAAAAAUAAGUAUAUAUUAUUUAAAUUUCUUUCCUGUAAAACAGUUAAAAUAUUUGUUUUGAAAAGAA
This is a messenger RNA of Orcinus orca (killer whale), 1747 nucleotides long. It is a transcript of the gene TRAPPC13, whose product is annotated as trafficking protein particle complex subunit 13. The transcript has 14 exons. Lineage: Eukaryota; Metazoa; Chordata; Mammalia; Artiodactyla; Delphinidae. The coding region runs from base 232 to 1593 and encodes 453 amino acids. The record is from RefSeq and is a predicted model, not a curated record. Gene Ontology annotation, cellular component: TRAPPIII protein complex.